This is a messenger RNA of Salvelinus fontinalis (brook trout), 6081 nucleotides long. Its product is annotated as neuromedin-B receptor-like. The transcript is spliced from 4 exons. The record is from RefSeq and is a predicted model, not a curated record. The coding region runs from base 208 to 1359 and encodes 383 amino acids. Gene Ontology annotation, biological process: G protein-coupled receptor signaling pathway. NCBI's taxonomy places the organism in Eukaryota, Metazoa, Chordata, Actinopteri, Salmoniformes, Salmonidae. Gene Ontology annotation, molecular function: G protein-coupled peptide receptor activity. Gene Ontology annotation, cellular component: membrane.
CAGUUUCGAAAAAUUACUUAUUGGAUUUUCCUUAGUAGACCCAAAGAAAACCUCAUCCUAAUUCACACAUCUUUCCAAGCACAGUUCUCAUCCUAAACGUGACAAUUGUAUUUGGUGCUAAUUCAGUAGCCUAGCAUAGCCUAUAAGUUAUUCCGUUUAUAUUCGAUAAACUUACCUCUAUGAAACAGUAUGUGAGUAGCAUUGACAAUGCUACACAUCACACGCAAAACUGGUGUGACUUCUUUUUCCGUCAUCGUUGCUGUAGGCUACGCUAUGCGUGUUGAAAAAGUGCCUCCUUUUGCGCUUCAGUCAUUGUGGCUCGAGUCGCGCAACACUGACAUUUCAGCACUUUCUUGGAGGGGCAGCUACCGCGCCACAGACUUGCUUUGGAAAACGGUCAUCUUCAGUGCCAUUUUAUCAAGUGCAAUGAGGAGCGUCCCCAACAUAUUUAUUUCGAGUUUGGCAGCUGGGGAUCUUUUGCUUUUGGUCACUUGUGUUCCAGUGGAUGCGUUCAGAUACUUCUAUGAGGAGUGGAUCUUCGGUGUUGUGGCUUGCAAACUAAUUCCGGUCAUUCAACUCACUUCAGUCGGGGUCUCGGUGUUCACUCUCACUGCACUAAGCGCGGACAGGUACAAAGCCAUUGUGAAUCCUAUGGACAUCCAGACAUCCAGUGCUGUGUUCUGGACAUGUCUGAAAGCCGUGUCCAUCUGGGUGAUCUCCGUCCUCUUGGCGGUGCCCGAGGCCAUCUUCUCCCAGGUAGUGCACAUCCAGGACAAGAACGUGACCUUCACCGCCUGCGUGCCCUAUCCCCUUUCCAACGACAUGCAUCCCAAGAUCCACUCCAUCCUCAUAUUCCUGGUGUACUUCCUGAUUCCCCUGGGGAUCAUCUCUGUGUACUACUUCCACAUCGCCAGGACUCUGGUCAAGAGUGCUCACGACAUGCCUGGGGAGAUCAGUGAGCACACGAAGAGACAGAUGGAGACGAGAAAACGGCUGGCCAAAAUUGUUCUGGUUUUCGUGGGCCUCUUCGCUCUUUGCUGGUUCCCCAACCAUGUCUUGUACAUGUACCGCUCCUUCAACUACCGUCAGAUCGACUCCUCUCUGUCGCACCUCAUCAUCACCCUGCUAGCCCGGGUGCUAAGCUUCUCCAGCUCCUGUGUCAACCCGUUUGCCCUCUACCUGCUGAGCGAGAGCUUCCGCAGGCACUUCAACAGCUCACUGCACUGCAAGAGGAAGCCCCACCACGAACGCAACACUAGCUACCUGCAGCACACCUCGGCCAUAAGAAUGACCUCCAUCAAGAAGACCACCCCUACUGUCAUCAACGGACAUGGCAACAGCCAGGAGGUCACUCUGUAGGUUUAGGAUGUCACCUGAUGACAUGUAAGUGGUGGGAGUGGCACCAAAAAAAGUUCCGUGCAAAGCUUUACAAGGUGAACUAUUAUGAAAAGGUCAUGCAUGUGUGUUGAACAGAAAAUGCUUUGUUUGAAGCUGUCUUGUCUAUACAUUCCCCACAAAGCCACAUAUCACUGCUGAUGAGAUGAUCACCCAUGAAUUGAAUGUAUACGGACAUGUUGUCAACAAAUCUCUUGAGAGAUUCCGAUAUCAAAGGUGAAAUAAAUAAAAAAUACAAUAAAUCCACAAUGUUCCAUUUUUCAUGUUUUGUUGUGUCAAUCUGAUACAUGUUUCACUUUACACAGUUUGCAUAGAUAUGUACUGUCUGCGAAGCAUGCUGUCCAAACUGCAAACCCAACAGGAAAUGACAGGAAAUCUAUGUCCCUGUGUUUUUAUUUAUUUAUUUCACCUUUAUUUAACCAGGUAGGCUAGUUGAGAACAAGUUCUCAUUUGCAACUGCGACCUGGCCAAGAUAAAGCAAAGCAGUUCGACACAUACAACAACACAGAGUUAAACAUGGAAUAAACAAACCUACAAUCAAUAAUACAAUAGGAAAAUCUAUAUACAGCAUGUGCAAAUGAGGUCGAAUAAGAGUUAAGGUAAUAAAUAGGCCAUGGUGGCAAAGUAAUUACAAUAUAGCAAUUAAACACUGAAAUGGUAGGAUGUGCAGAGGAUGAAUGUGCAAGUUGAGAUACUGGGGUGCAAAGGAGCAAGAUAAAUAAAUAAAUACAGUAUGGGGAUGAGGUAGAUUGGAUGGGCUAUUUACAGAUGUGCUAUGUACAAGUGCAGUGACCUGUGAGCUGCUCUGACAGCUGGUGCUUAAAGCUAGUGAGGGAGGUAAGAGUCUCCAGCUUCAGAGAUUUUUGCAGUUCGUUCCAGUCAUUGGCAGCAGAGAACUGGAAGGAGAGGCGGCCAAAGGAAGAAUUGGCUUUGGGGGUGACCAGUGAGAUAUACCUGCUGGAGCGUGUGCUACGGGUGGGUGCUGCUAUGGUGACCAGUGAGCUGAGAUAAGGCGGGGCUUUACCUAGCAGAGACUUGUAGAUGACCUGGAGCCAGUGGGUUUGGCGACGAGUAUGAAGCGAGGGCCAGCCAACGAGAGCAUACAGGUCGCAGUGGUGGGUAGUAUAUGGGGCUUUGGUGACAAAACGGAUGGCACUGUGAUAGACUGCAUCCAAUUUGUUGAGUAGAGUGUUGGAGGCUAUUUUGUAAAUGACAUCGUCGAAUUCGAGGAUCGGUAGGAUGUUCAGUUUUACGAGGGUAUGUUUGGCAGCAUGAGUGAAGGAUGCUUUGUUGCGAAAUAGGAAGACGAUUCUAGAUUUAAUUUUGGAUUGGAGAUGUUUAAUGUGAGUCUGGAAGGAGAGUUUACAGUCUAACCAGACACCUAGGUAUUUGUAGUUGUCCACAUAUUCUAAGUCAGAACCGUCCAGAGUAGUGAUACCGGACGGGCGGGCAGGUGCGGGCAGCGAUCGGUUGAAGAGCAUGCAUUUAGUUUUACUUGCAUUUAAGAGCAGUUGUAGGCCACGGAAGGAGAGUUGUAUGGCAUUGAAGCUCGUCUGGAGGUUAGUUAACACAGUGUCCAACGAAGGGCCAGAGGUAUACAGGUUGGUGUCGUCUGCGUAGAGGUGGAUCAAAGAAUCAUCAGCAGCGAGAGCGACAUCAUUGAUGUAUACAGAGAAUUGAACCCCGUGUCACCCCCAUAGAGACUGCCAGAGGUCUGGACAACAGGCCCUCCGAUUUGACAUACUGAACUCUAUCGGAGAAGUAGUUGGUGAUCAGUGUGCUGCUUAGCUUCCUCUACUGUCCAACUACCCCAUACAGUGCUCAAACCAGUGAUCCAGGUUUCCAACUGUUAAUGAAAACCUGUACACCACUAUUGCAGGACAGUAAGAGGAUAAAUGCCAUAUGAAUUUGUUUAUUAGAUCACUUUGAUAAUGCCAUUUCCUGUGCUAUGUUUGAGUGUUUAUCUUCAGAAGCUCAAUGUGACAAAAAUGUUUGCUGUUUUGUUGAGUAAAACAUGUUGUGUAAAAAAUGUUGAACUGCAAAUGCUGCAAUAUCAUUGCUGUAAAAAAUGAAAAUAAUAAUAUAUGCAGUAUAUAUAUAGUGCUUUUGGAAAGUAUUCAGACUCCUUGACUUUUUCCACUUUUUGUUACAUUACAGCCGCAUUCUAAAAUGGAUUAAAUAAAUUAAAAUCCUCAGCAAUCAACACACAAUACCACAUAAUAACAAAGGGAAAAUAGGUUUUUAGAAAUGUUUGCAAAUGUAUAUAUAUUUUAAAAAACUGAAAUACCUUAUUUAUCAAAGUAUUCAGACCCUUUGCUAUGAGACUUGAAAGUUAGCUCGGGUGCAUCCUGUUUCCAUUGACCAUCCUUGAGAUGUUUCUUCAACUUGAUUGGAGUCCACCUGUCGUAAAUGCAAUUGAUUGGACAUGAUUUGGAAAGGCACACACUUAUAUCGAUUAGGUCCCACAGUUGACAAUGCAUGACAAAGCAAAAACCAAGCAAUGAGGUUGAAGGAAUUGUCAGUAGAGCUCCGAGACAGAAUUGUGUCACAACACAGAUCUGGGGAAGAGUACCAAAACAUUUCUGCAGCAUUGAAGGUCCCCAAGAACACAGUGGCCUCCAUCAUUCUUAAAUGGAAGAAGUUUGAAAUCACCAAGAUUUUUCAUAGAGCUGGCCGUACAGCCAAACUGAGCAAUCGGGGGAGUGCUUUGGUCAGGAAGGUGACCAAGAACCCGAUGGUCACUCUGGCAGAGCUCGAGAGUUCCUCUGUAGAGAUGGGAGAACCUUCCAGAAGGACAACCAUCUCCGCAGCACUCCACCAAUCAGGACUUUAUGGUAGAGUGGCCAAACGAAAGCCACUCCUCAGUAAAAUGCACAGGACAGCCCGCUUGGAGUUUGCCAAAAGGCUCCUAAAGACUCUCAGACCAUGAGAAACAAGAUUCUCUGGUCUGAUGAAACCAAGAUUGAACUCUUUGGCCUGAAUGCCAAGUGUCACGUCUGGAGGAAACCUGGCACCAUCCCUAAAGUGAAGCAUGGUGGUGGCAGCAUCAUUCUGUGGGGAUGUUUUUCAGCGACAGAGACUGGGAGACUAGUCAGGAUCGAGGCAAAGAUGAACAGAGCAAAGUACAGAGAGAUCCUUGAUGAAAACAUUCACCUUCCAACAGGACAACAACCCUAAGCACACAGCCAAGACAACACAGGAGUGGCUCCGGGACAAGUCUCUGAAUGUCCUUGAGUGGCCCAGCCAGAGCCCGGACUUGAACCCGAUCAAACAUCUCUGGAGAGACCUGAACAUAGCUGUGCAGUGACGCUCCCCAUCCAACCUGACAGAGCUUGAGAGGAUCUGCAGGGAAUAAUGGGAGAAACUCCCCAAAUACAGAUGUAAACGGUCUGAAUAGUUAUGUAAAUGGGAUAUUUGCUAAAAAAAAAGAAUUAUCAAAAAUGUCUAAAAACCUGUUUUGCUUUGUCAUUAUGGGGUAUUGUGUGUAGAUUGAUGAGGGGAGAAAACUAUUUAAUGCAUUUUAGAAUUAGGCUGUAACGUAACAACACAUGGAAAAAAAGUCAAAGGGUCUGAAUACUUUCGAAGGCACUGUAUAUAUCGUGUGGUUUCUUUUGCAAACUUUGAUAAUUCCAUGCACAGCAUAGCUUCAUUGAACAUGUACAUGAAUAAGCUCUAAGAAAGUGUGUUUUCUGAACAGGAUUAAUCAAACUAUCAAUUAUAGUCAAUUACAUUUAAUUACAGUUAUCAAGAGAUUAUGAUUAUUGGAUUAAACCCACUCACAUUAACCAAUCCAAUCCUAUCUCUUCCUCUUAAUCCUCCCAAUCAGGAAAGCAGUUAUAAUUUACAUAAUUUCUGUAGGAUAAUGGUCAAAUCAAUCUAUCUGUUUAUUAGUGAUAUGUCCUAAUACACUGAUCUCAAGUGAUUAGUCAACAGGUGUCUCACUGGAAAAGGGAUAGGUGUCUGUAACCACUAAGCAAACUCAAUGGCUGAGUCUUCAACUACUUUCUAUGGUCUGUCCAUUUUCCACCAUCAUGGAAAUUGAUUUGUGUUAUUCUACCAGAGUUCUCUCUUCUUUCAUAUUUUGUGAUGACUUGAAACAUGGUAUGUACAAUGUAAAAUACAUUUGUGUUUGAAAUUCUUCAUCAUAUAAUGGACCUACCUCACUGCCACCAAUGCAAUGUGAUAAUACGCCCGCCUCCUAAUUACUGUGGAUUUGCUAUGCUUGGGGAAUUGGAAUGGGAUCCUCCAAGGCUCCUGCUGUGUGUCUGGGUGAUAAAUAUCCACAGCAUGUAAUAUAAUCACAACAAUAUUAAAAGAAUGUCAUGUCGACUGCCAGGUUAAAUUCUGUGAAUAAUUGUAAUGUUAUGAUACAUAUGCUUUUCAGACCUGGGUUCUGUGUAUGUGAUUGUGUUAUUUAAAUACUUAUUUACUGUGUAAUGGAGUAUUUUCAAAUAAUGUGGCCCUAAUCAACUAUUUCUAUUUGAAGUAUUUUAAAGUAUUUAAAAAAAAAUUCUACUAAUAACCGAUUAUUUAAGUAUUUGCAAAUAAUAUUUUUCAAAUGCCUGGGUUAAAUACAUGGGUGUGUAUUUGAGUAUUUUCAAAUACCUUCCAAGUGUAUUGCCAAAUACAUUCCAAUUUUCAGUUAUUUGUCUUUUCAAAUAAAAAAUAUUGAAAUAUUUACUUCAA